Messenger RNA from Selaginella moellendorffii, 2208 nucleotides. RefSeq names its product DNA mismatch repair protein MLH3-like. Bases 34 to 2112 code for a protein of 692 amino acids. Lineage: Eukaryota; Viridiplantae; Streptophyta; Lycopodiopsida; Selaginellales; Selaginellaceae. Gene Ontology annotation, cellular component: mismatch repair complex. Gene Ontology annotation, biological process: mismatch repair. Gene Ontology annotation, molecular function: ATP hydrolysis activity; ATP binding; mismatched DNA binding. The record is from RefSeq and is a predicted model, not a curated record. The transcript has 19 exons.
CCCUAAUUUCGGCUCUCCUCCAGUGGGGAUAUUAUGGCGCGCAUUUCGCCGCUGCCGCAGACAGUCGCGAGCUGCCUGCGAUCCAGCAGCAUUCUCUCCGGCAUCUCGCAAGUAGUCGACGAGCUCGUGUGUAAUGCGAUCGACGCGCAAGCGACACAGAUCAUCGUUUUCCUGGACAUCAGAAGCUGCUAUAUCAAAGUCGAGGACGACGGCUGUGGUAUUAGUCGUGAGGACUUCGUAUUUUUGGGAGAGAGACAUGCUACAUCAAAGCUCCAUCGCCUGGAUGAGCUAGAGACUGGUCUCCAAACGCUUGGCUUUCGUGGAGAAGGCUUGAGCUCUGUUUCCGACAUAGGCCUUGUAGAAGUGACGUCCAGAGCCAAAGUUAGUCCUCAUACAUAUCGCAAGAUUUUCAAGAAUUGUAAGAGUUUGUCACUAGGACUUCCGGGGAACCAAAGAGAUCCUGGUACAACCGUUGUUGUGAAAGACGCUUUCUACAAUCAGCCAGUUCGCAAAAAGAUUCUUCACAGAAACUCCCGAAAAGCCGUGGAGUCAGUAAAGAACCACAUUCUGCGAUUGUGCCUUGUUCACCCGAAAAUCCAGUUUACGUUGGUAGACCUUGAAAGGGAGGAGAAGGUGUUUCAAGCGAAACCAGCAAGAUCACUAUCUAGCAGGAUUUCUGAUAUGUUUGGGGAUGAAACUCGAAACACUCUACAGAAAAUAGAUUUUGCAAAGGGAUCGCUUAGGCUCGCUGGUUAUAUCUCCAAGCAUUUGAAAUCGUUUUCUACAAAGGCGUUGCAGUUUCUCUAUAUAAAUCGGAGGUUCGUCGUUAAAACUCCGUUGCACAAGGUUUUAAACUCCUGGCCGUCAACACAAAUUGGCUGUCCAUCGUUUGUUUUAAACCUUGUCUGUCCACAUGUGGACUAUGACAUUACACUUGAUGCAUCUAAGUCGCUUGUCGUGUUUAAGGAUUGGAGUCCGGUGUUGUCUUUUGUUGAAGAAAUUCUUAAACAACUCUGGGAAGUCGAAUGCCAUAUUGGUACAAGCAGGAAGCCAAAAGCGAAGAGAAAGCGCGGGGCUGGUCUUAUAAGAGGUGCUGAGACGUUUUCUGAAUUACCUGCCUCAGAUUUAGAUGGUACAAAGGCAUCCCGAACAGUGGUGAAUACAUGGAGAAGCUCGUCUGCACCCCCAUUCUACAAGCCACGGAAAAAGUUUGCGACGCAUAAAAGCUUUGACGACAUUUCUGUCACCUACGAGGCUCCCAGAAAAAACAAAAUCUUAAAGCUGGAUACUCUCGACUACCAAGACCGAAAACUUUGCAAGUGGAGACAGAUUCUGCUGCGACCGAGACAAAAUACUUUCACAACUAUCGAAAGGCCUAUUUUGCAAAUCGGUUCCGGAACCUUGUCCAGUGGAGAUUUUCAACCUGAUUCUAUAACUAAGGAGAUGCUGUCAGGCGCGAAAGUGCUUGGUCAAGUUGACAGGAAGUUCAUUGCGGCUAUCACAAAUGGAGUUCUGUUUUUCAUCGACCAGCACGCCGCUGAUGAAAGAGUUCGUUUGGAGGAAUUUCGCGAUGACAUCUUUUCCACGAAAGAAGGCCACGGGACAUCCCUUGGAGAUCAGUCGGAGGAAGUUAUUUUAACUCGGUCAGAACAAGAGGCUCUUGUAUCUUACCGGGAAAAAAUCGAAUACUGGGGUUGGAGAUCAACAUUUGUUUUCUCUCAAGGUCGUUCCUCGGAAAUUUGCAAAGUAGUCUUGGCGGCGGUUCCUUGCAUCAAAGGAGUAAAGCUUACAUCGAAAGACUUAUUGGAAUAUCUUCGCCAGCUGGUUGAUACGCAUGGAUCAUCUAGUGCACCGCCAGCAGUUCUGAGAGUCCUGAACUUCAAGGCAUGCAGGGGUGCUAUAAUGUUUGGAGAUUUCCUGCUACCUAGCGAGUGUGAGCAGUUGGUAAAUGCGCUGAAGAAAACAUCGUUGUGCUUUCAGUGUGCACAUGGUCGCCCAACUAUGGUCCCGAUUGUAAAUCUCGAGACUAUCCGUACUCACCAGUGGCAAUCACCGAAGAAAGACUUUUCCUUUUCCGUCAACAAGGCCUUGUUUUCUACAAGGAAAUUCUGACAAGGAGGUAUCCUACUUUUUCGCAGCUGCUUUUAUAACGUUGUUGUCAAACUUGAAGCCACCGUUGCGUUGAAGCACUCUUUUUGAGCCCUACUU